This is a messenger RNA of Pelobates fuscus (common spadefoot toad), 1406 nucleotides long. RefSeq names its product ATPase H+ transporting V1 subunit E1 (gene ATP6V1E1). Lineage: Eukaryota; Metazoa; Chordata; Amphibia; Anura; Pelobatidae. The record is from RefSeq and is a predicted model, not a curated record. Gene Ontology annotation, cellular component: proton-transporting two-sector ATPase complex, catalytic domain. The transcript is spliced from 9 exons. Gene Ontology annotation, molecular function: proton-transporting ATPase activity, rotational mechanism. Gene Ontology annotation, biological process: proton transmembrane transport. Bases 157 to 837 code for a protein of 226 amino acids.
GGCGUGUCCGGGCCGCAGUCAGGUGACCUGUGUAUAAGAGGAAGCAGCCGGUGCUAGGUGUCAUUGUCGCUCCCCCUGUACGAGGCCUUCAGCUUUUCCUAUCGGUCCCAGCCGCCGCUCCUUCUCUCCACAUCGGACCGCGAACCAGCCGGCACCAUGGCGCUCAGCGAUGCGGACGUGCAGAAACAGAUCAAGCACAUGAUGGCUUUCAUUGAGCAGGAGGCUAAUGAGAAAGCAGAGGAGAUUGAUGCGAAGGCAGAAGAAGAGUUCAAUAUUGAGAAGGGUCGCUUGGUCCAGACACAGAGACUGAAAAUAAUGGAGUAUUAUGAGAAGAAAGAGAAACAGAUUGAGCAGCAAAAGAAAAUUCAAAUGUCAAACUUGAUGAACCAAGCAAGACUAAAAGUGUUGAAAGCUCGGGAUGACCUGAUUUCUGAUUUACUUAGUGAGGCCAAGCAGAGGCUUAUUCGGGUGGUGAAGGAUGCUGGUCGUUACCAAGCCUUGUUAGAUGGACUAAUUCUACAGGGUUUUUAUCAACUUCUUGAACUAAAGGUGAUGAUUCGGUGUCGUAAACAAGAUCUCCCACUAGUUAAGACUGCUGUACAAAAGAGCAUUCCAAUCUACAGAGGCGCUACUAAGAAGAGCUUGGAAGUGGGGAUUGAUGAGGAGAGUUUCUUAUCCCAUGAAAUAGCUGGAGGAAUUGAGAUGUACAAUGCAGACGGAAAGAUUAAAGUGUCAAAUACACUGGAGAGCAGACUGGACCUGAUAGCUCAGCAGAUGAUGCCAGAGAUCAGAGUAGCUUUGUUCGGGGCCAACCCAAACAGGAAGUUCUUGGACUGAUCCUGGUAAAGGAGUUUAGAAGAAUGUUCUACUGCCAUACAGCGGAGUGGGUGGGAGAGAUUCCCUUCUUUUGUUUCCUGUUCUCUUGUUCUGCUAUUUGAAACUUAACGAUGUGUUUAGGGAGAGUGCAUGUGAACCGGAUAUCUAAAUUGUAUAUUGUGGCUUGUCUGUUCUACCAAAGCAAAACAUAGGUGUUCUCUCUAGUGGAGCCUCCAACAUGUACUACUCUAGAUAGUUCUACUUGUGGAGGUUUAUUUGUUGGCUAUCACAGAUCUUGUUUAUACAUUGUAAUAAGUACCAGUUUAUUUCUCCCUUGUUAAGCUCUGUACCCUGCAGUUGUAAACCGCAAUGCUCCCAGUACAUUGUUCUAAUGUACACAAACAGGCUGCUGCACUCUCCCUGUCAACAGUGUAUAGAUGCCACCCAUGCUACUGCUGGCUGGAACACACAUUGUAUUCAUGGUUUCUGUAUAUGUGGCUUUUUAGUAAAUCCGUGUCUGCCCUUAUUCAAGAGUCCAAUAUUAAGCUGUCUUUUAUUUAUUGCAAUAAAAUUGUAUGGACUUAUUCUGA